Molecule: messenger RNA, 1770 nt
Organism: Engraulis encrasicolus (European anchovy)
Lineage: Eukaryota; Metazoa; Chordata; Actinopteri; Clupeiformes; Engraulidae
Product: alpha-(1,3)-fucosyltransferase 7-like
Exons: 1
Coding region: 15-1109 (364 amino acids)
Cellular component (GO): membrane
Molecular function (GO): alpha-(1->3)-fucosyltransferase activity
Source: RefSeq, a predicted model, not a curated record
AUACGGGAAUCAAGAUGGCGGACCACUGGUGUUGUCACAGGCGCACAAUAUUGUCCACCCUUCUAGUAUCCCUCACCCUUUUUGGAAGUUUGCUGGUACAAUGGCCUUCACUGAUGAACCCGUUCCUAACAAGGGAACUGAAUGAGUUUAUGGUUUAUAAUAGCACUGACACAAAUAGUAGCACAAACACAACUAUUCUAGUGUGGCACUGGGCUUUUGGUUUUAAACAGGACACCCGUGGAAACGUGUGCCAGGAUAGGUUUGGCAUACCCAACUGUUUCUUGUCAGAUGAUCGCUCAUUGUUCCCUCAGGCAGAUUUUGUCAUAUUCCACAAUCGCGAGCUGAUCAAUGGACAACAAAAGUUGCCUUUGCAUUUGCCCCGCCCAGAAGAGCAAGGGUGGGUGUGGUUCUCCUGGGAAAGCCCCACAAACAACGGGAACAUCAAAUUCUUGGAUGGUAAAAUGAACUACACCAUGUCUUAUCGACGUGAUGCAGACUUUUUUGUACCGUACGGCUGGUUAGAGCCCCACAAUGUUGGAAGUGGAAUGACAGUUGACGAUUUUAUACCAAAGAACAAGUCUUCUUUGGCUUGCUGGGUUGUUAGCAACUACGCAGGGCAUCUUAAGCGAACACAGGUGUACAAUAAACUAAAAAAAGUCAUACCGGUGGAGGUUUAUGGUGGAGCAACGGGUCGCCGUCUGAAUGGUGAGCAACUGUUGCCCACCAUCUCUCGCUGCUACUUCUACCUAUCCUUUGAAAACUCUCAAUUCCAAGACUACGUCACGGAGAAGUUAUGGAGCAAUGCCCUCAAUGGCGGAGCUGUGCCUGUAGUUUUAGGCCCAUCCCGCAAAAACUACGAGGCCAUGAUACCUAAAGAUUCCUUCAUUCAUGUGGACGACUUCAGUUCCGUAGAGGAGCUUGGAGCAUUCCUCAAGAAGCUGGCUGGGGAUAGGGAACGCUAUGCCUCAUAUUUUAAAUGGAAACUGAAUUACACGGUGUCACGAUAUGGUAGCUGGGUGAUGGACCCGCUUUGUAGUAUCUGCACAAAACGUACCACCUUGCAAAAACCAAAGGUUUACCGGAACUUAUAUAAUUGGGAAAGGAAAUAAAAAUGCAAACAAAAAUUCUAUGUAAUACACACUAUGCAUAUCAUAAUAAUAAAAUAAUAAUGUUAAUGGUGCACUGUGUAAUUUUUUAGUAGUUUAUUUCCAGGUUUCAUGCUGCCCAUACACAAAUGUUACCUUAUCCACGAAUACUUAGUACCACCAUCAAAUUCUAUGUAUUCAUUAUGACUGGGAAAAUUGCAUUUUUCAUACACGAAAAGGGGGAUCUUCUCAUGGUCCGCCAUUUUGAAUUUCCAGAAAUAGACAUUUUUAGCUGCAACACUUAGCCUGCUGUACUUUGGUCAUACUAGUAGGCCUAAAUAUUAGUUUAUCAUUUAGUAAAUAUUCAUGAAAAGAUCAAAUUUGGUAAAAUGCAGCAGUGUUUCAGUGAGCAACAUAGUUGCAAUACCUUCUCUGGCCACUAUCCUACACAGUGCACCUUUAAAUAAUCAUAGUACAUUAUAAUAUUAACCAAGGUGCAAUACAGUAUAUUGGGUUUAUUUUUAUGUGUUUGGACAUAUAGUGAAUAUAGGCCUAAAGCCUUAAAAAGUACUUUUUGAGACGGGGUGGAAUUUGUUACUGUAUAAAUAUGCAUUGUGCAACAUAUGUUGUCUUUUAACUGUUAACACUGUGUUUGCACUAUUUUCAACUUAAUUUAAGACUUUGA